Molecule: messenger RNA, 261 nt
Organism: Enhydra lutris kenyoni (northern sea otter)
Lineage: Eukaryota; Metazoa; Chordata; Mammalia; Carnivora; Mustelidae
Gene: SMPX
Product: small muscle protein, X-linked
Exons: 3
Coding region: 1-261 (86 amino acids)
Cellular component (GO): costamere; M band; muscle tendon junction
Source: RefSeq, a predicted model, not a curated record
AUGUCGAAACAGCCGGUUUCCAAUGUCAGAGCCAUCCAGGCAAAUAUCAACAUCCCAAUGGGAGCCUUUCGGCCGGGAGCUGGGCAACCUCCCAGAAGAAAAGAGUGUACUCCGGAAACAGAGGAGGGUGUUCCUCCUACCUCGGAUGAGGAGAAGAAGCCAAUGCCUGGAGCGAAGAAACUUCCGGGACCUGUGGUCAAUCUUUCAGAGAUCCAGAAUAUCAAAAGUGAACUGAAGUAUGUUCCCAAAGCUGAGCAGUAG